Molecule: messenger RNA, 2241 nt
Organism: Oryctolagus cuniculus (rabbit)
Lineage: Eukaryota; Metazoa; Chordata; Mammalia; Lagomorpha; Leporidae
Source: RefSeq, a predicted model, not a curated record
AGUUCUUCCCGGGCGCCUUGGCUGCCGGGCUCGCCUUGGCCGGCGCAGGCUCGGGAGCCUCUGCGCUUAUUUUGGUCCCACGGCAUGCCGAGGGAGCUCGCGCUCGUAGGGCUGCAUUUCGAGGCGUGGGGUUGCUCUCCCGAUGUUUUGUUCUUUCACGUUGGUUCAUGUCAGCGUCUGAGACAGCAGGGCUCGGGGUUAGAGCAGUUAGAUGCUGGCCGUGACGACCCUGUGCGAGUCCCGUUGUGAGGGUGGAUGGAGAGGACCCCCGUGGGAGCAGUCGGGACCUGGGGGAGAGGGUGCAGUAAAUGCAGCUGCGAGUGAUUGCCGGUAGCCGUUAGGUGCAGGUUCUCAGGAGCUGCGUGACCUUGGACGAGCCACCGUUAACCUCUUCAGGCUUUUUUUUUAGACACAGCUAGAACCUUGCAUGGGCGCCUGGGGUGGGGCUGGGGGGAGGCGGCCCCGUGUGCCAGGCAGAGGGAAAUGUGGGUGACCUGACUCGGACCUUCCUUGAAAGGAACGCGGGAAGUUCCUGCUUUUCUGUCGGGAGGCCGCAUCUGUGGCCGGACACGGCUCGGGUGCGCGCCGUGGCGCCUAAGCCUCCGUACUCGGGGCUCGGGGCUCUCCCCGCGGCCCCAGCAGUGAUUCGUGGCACCCAGCGUGUCCCGGACCGCUGUGACUGAGUUUCCAGCUGUGAGCGCCCACCACGGCCAGCUGUUCACGUGGAAGGAGCCCUUUCCCCCCGACCAGCGAGGUCUUCCCCGCCCAGCCUGUGCCGUCUGGAGGGCAAAUGACUCAGCUCUGUGAACUGAUCAACAAGAGCGGGGAGCUCCUUGCGAAGAACUUAUCGCACCUGGACACUGUGCUCGGGGCCCUGGACGUGCAGGAGCACUCGCUGGGCGUCCUCGCCGUCCUGUUUGUGAAGUUUUCUAUGCCCAGCGUCCCCGACUUCGAGACGCUGUUCUCCCAGGUCCAGCUCUUCAUCAGUACUUGUAACGGCGAGCACAUUCGCUACGCAACCGACACUUUUGCCGGCCUUUGCCAUCAGCUCACAAAUGCACUCGUGGAAAGAAAGCAGCCCCUGCGAGGAAUUGGCAUCCUUAAGCAAGCCAUCGACAAGAUGCAGAUGAACACGAACCAGCUGACCUCCAUCCACGCCGACCUCUGCCAGCUUUGUUUGCUGGCAAAAUGCUUUAAACCUGCCCUUCCGUAUCUUGACGUGGACAUGAUGGACAUUUGUAAAGAGAACGGAGCCUAUGAUGCGAAGCACUUCUUAUGUUACUAUUACUAUGGAGGCAUGAUCUACACGGGGCUGAAGAACUUCGAAAGAGCGCUCUACUUCUACGAACAGGCUAUUACUACUCCUGCCAUGGCCGUCAGCCACAUUAUGUUGGAAUCAUAUAAAAAGUAUAUUCUAGUGUCUUUGAUAUUACUUGGGAAAGUACAACAGCUACCAAAAUACACGUCCCAGAUUGUGGGUAGAUUCAUCAAGCCCCUCAGCAAUGCCUACCACGAGCUGGCACAGGUGUAUUCCACCAACAACCCCUCGGAGCUCCGGAACCUGGUGAACAAGCACAGCGAGGCGUUCACCCGGGACAACAACAUGGGGCUGGUGAAGCAGUGCCUGUCCUCGCUGUACAAGAAAAACAUCCAGAGGCUGACGAAGACCUUCCUCACGCUGUCCUUACAAGACAUGGCGAGUCGCGUGCAGCUCUCGGGUCCUCAGGAGGCGGAGAAGUACGUUCUGCACAUGAUAGAAGACGGGGAGAUUUUUGCAAGUAUCAACCAGAAGGACGGCAUGGUCAGUUUCCAUGACAACCCUGAGAAAUACAACAACCCUGCCAUGCUCCACCACAUGGAUCAGGAGAUGCUGAAGUGCAUAGAGCUGGACGAGCGGCUGAAGGCCAUGGACCAGGAGAUCACAGUGAAUCCCCAGUUCGUGCAGAAGAGUAUGGGCUCACAGGAGGACGAUUCAGGAAACAAACCAUCCAGUUACUCUUGAAGCUCACAUCCGCCUGGGCCACAGGGGAGGCCGUGGCCAUGGCCGUGGCCAGUACGAGGAGGACAGCAGGGAGCACCAGGCCUGUUCCCCCGGACACUCAGUUUUGUUGACAUCUUCAGCCCCAUGUGCUUUCAAGACAGGCGUUCUCUCUGCAAAGAAAGGAAGAGAAUGCCCAGUCUCUCGUGGAUUUAUUUAUCCUCAGAUUAUUGUUAUUGCAUUAAAUCUGCCUUUUUGUUUUA